ACUGGUUCGACAAUCACUAUACUACAACAUUUGUCUUAGGAGCCUUGAAAACUCCUAACAUCAGUAAUUAUUGCAGAAAACUCAAGCUCUCUAAUCCCAAAGGGAAGGUUGCUGGCUUAUAAGAACUCUGAUAGCUUGUCGAAGUUGGCUUGGCGUAAAGUUGCUUAUAAAGUUUUGUCCAAAAGUGUUAAACGUUUGAGUGCAAGUUCGUGGACAUGAGAGAGUUAUGAAGUGAAAGGUUUUGUGCUGGCCAUAAAUUUGUGAGCUAUGUCAACAGUGCCUAUGCUUGGUAAAACUUUGGGAAAACCAUGCCAGGAAACCUAUUCUGCAGAUCCGUUAUGUCUACAUUGGGACUCAACAUGGGCUCCGAUAAUUACUGAAGUGUUGGAGGUGGAGAAGAAAAAUAGUGUGAGUUUUUACUAAAAUUUAUAAAUUUAUUCGUACUGUAUUGUUUAGAAAGAGGUUUAUAAACAUACUCCUUGAAAAAGGGUCACAAGCAAGCGCCUUGGUAAAGAAUAUGAAGUGUUUAGAUAUUUUAGAAUAUUUUUCAUUUUGUACUUUUUCUGUAACACGUUGCUUGCAUCAUUCACACACUAGCCCUUAACAUUCACAUUAGAUUAUUGAGAAUGGUUGCUCUGUUUCUUCUUGGAUUGUGUUUUGUGUGUGAACUCGCAUCUUGUGUUUUGUGUGUGAACUCGCAUGUUUCACUUCUCUUAACACUUUUCUUGUGUCAUGCCCUCAUUAGCUCAUGCCAUUCACAUGAGAUUACUAAGUUAACUAUAUUGUUUCAUAAUGGUUUAUAAAUAAGACAUUUACAGAGACUUAUAAAACGUUGUUUAUCCUUGUUACAGGGUGUGGUUACUACAAUGUUUGGAUUCUCUGAGGAAUUCAAACAUUUGGUGAACCCAACACAUCCUGAUGAUAAGGACUAUGACAUUGUUGUACAACUAGUUCAACAAGGAUACAAAGUGAAGAAAAGCGAAUGGGAACAAGGAUUUGUGGAUGUUUUUCUUACAACAGAAGACAUUGGUCGACAAAGCAGGACAGAAGACAAAGAUGUACAGCAAAAACUCUAAGGUCAUUGUGUUUUUGAUGUUUUAUAAGACUUUCUGAAAUUUGAAAUUGCUAAGUUAUUUUAAUUUUAUAAGCAUUUAUAAAUAUCUUAUUUUUGUUUGAAAUAGGAGCAAACACAAGAUGAAGAAGAACAACAAGUGAAAGCUGAUGCUGAAUUCGGCGACGGUGAUAAAGAAAGAGAAACUUAAAAAAUCAAUGAAGUAAGCUAAUAUAUAAACCCUUAUAAAUUUGGACUAUCAUUUUUUUAAAAUUAUAAGCCAUCAUAAAUUUGUUAUUGUUUUUUUCUUCUUGGAAUUAGGGGCAGACACUUGAGGAAGAAGAAGAAGAACAAAUGGAAGCUGAUACAGAAGUUGAGGAGCCCGUGCAAGUUGAAAGGCAGAAACAAGGAAGAGGAAAUAAGGAACAAGAGCAUAAGAAGAAUGAAGAGAAAAGAAAAGAUGAAGCGUAUGAGAAAGCUAAGGAGAAAUUUCAAGAUGACGAUGGUUCCAAACUCGAUAAGUUAAUCCAAAUACUUUAUGAUUUGAAUAAACGAGUAAAAGUAAUCGAGAAUGUCUUAGGAUUGGUACCUGGCGGUUAUGAGAGUCCAUGCAACUAUGAUGAUACAAAAGGUGCACCAAAUGAUGAAAAUGAAGAAAAAGAAAAUUCUGGUGGUAAAAGAAAUGCAACAGAUGAUGAAAAUGAUGAUGAAGAAAUUUCUGAUACACAACAACUGAUGGAAGUGAAUAUUCUUGGGGAAAAUGAGAAUACAUAGAAAUCACUUCAGACGAAGACACUGAAAAAAGUGAAGAAAAAAGAUGCAUGAAAAAAAGUCAAAGGUACAAUUCUAAAAAGAUAGAAUAUAAAGGUUUAUAAAUUUUUUGAUAUUAAGCUUAACUAAUCUUAUUUUUUGUAGAUGACGUCGUCUACUCCAGCAUUCACUACUCCAAACUUUGUUAUAAGGGUAUAAAAUUUAAUAUAUUUGAUAAGGCCUUGUAAAUUUUAAUGUAUAAAGCUUAAAUUUAUAGUUGCUAAAUAAUUUGUUUACAGAUUACAUCGCCUAUAAAUAAUUAUUCGCAAGAGAUGAUUAAAACAUUUAUAAGCAUUAUCUAAGGAUUCAUAAACAAUAAUGUAUUACAAGUUAUUAAAAAUCACUUAUAAACCUUCGUAAAACUCAGAUAUACUAGUUUAUAAAGUGUUAUAUAAACUCGGAGAUGAAAAUUUUAAACACAAAAAAAAUGAUAUGUAAAGGCUGAUAAAUAACUUAUAACCUCUUAUAUAUCUUAUAAUAAGAUUUUAGAAAGCAUUAUGAAAAUUAAUGAUAAAAAGUUUUAAAAGUAAAUCGGUGAUAUAAAUACAUGAAGAUUCUCGUUACUAAUUUUCUUAAAAAAGAAACUAGAGUAAAUGUAAAGUACAAAUGAUUUACAGCUUACAUUCACUUAUAAAAAUACGUGUUAGACAUAUAUAUUACAGAAAGACAUGUGUCUUGUUUCUCUUAUAUGUAUCAAGAACAUAUAAAUUACAUAUAAAAACAUGUGUCUUCUCUCUCUUUCUGCAACUCCAAUCUUCUUGAACAUUGUGUUUUCCUCUGAAAACAUAAAAACAUAAGGCUAAAUAUAUAUAAUCUUUUACGGUUUCUUUUAUAAGGCCUUAUAAAUAUAAAAAUUGUAAUAAAUACUUCAAGGGGGUUACUAUUUCCAGCAAUAGGCAAAUCAUGAGUAAUUAAAACUUCAUCCUAUGUCUGAAUCAUAUUUGACACAAUCUUUGAUGAUAAUUGAGUUAUUCUCUGAAACAUUAACAAAAAACAUAAAGCUAAUAGUGAAUCUCCAAAUGACAUCAUUAUAUUUAUAAGGUCUUAUAAAUUUAAAAGAUGUAAUAAGUAUUGCUAUGUCAUACUUCCAGCAAUAAGCAAAUCUUGAGUACUACAUACUAUCUUGUAAAAUAACUAACUGAUAACUAUCAUAAACGAAAACCUUAACAAGGAGUUCCAUGUAGUUACCGUAAUGGUUACACAUAGAUGAAGGCCUCCAUUCUCUUGAAGUUUGUUCAGAUAUGAUGAUACUUGACUAUCAUUCCUAAUAAAUACUGGAGGAAGCUCUUUUGAACCAAAGUUAAACUUUGAAGGUGAGACAUAGCUAAGAUUUAUACUGUUUAACUUGGAAGGUGAGACAUCAAUUCCAAAAUCUUCUAAAACAACCCCAAUCAAAUCAUUGUAGCUGAUAUCUUCAUGAAUCAUACUAAGAGAAGAUCCCAUUUCAUCAUCGACUAUGAAAUCCCAGUGAAUUAUAUUUAUUAGUUUUCAUUCUCCACGUAUAGAACACAAUUCGAUCGUCAUAACCUGAUUAUAAGAACAUGGGGAUUAGAGAAGGAAUGAUCAACAAGAUAUAUCAAAAAAAAAUACAUAACACUAUGUUCCUCAUCGAUAAAAAUUUAUAAGGUUUUAUAAAUCUGUGAUUUGAAAACUUAAUGAGAAAAACUUCGCCUCCUUCCAAAAAACCGAUCGAUUUUGAGAAACCAAGCAAAAAAUACAGAAAAUAGACGAAAAUCACUAUCUAUUAUCCUCUAACCUUUGUUACGCGUUCGUGAAGAGAGAUGUUCUGUUCGUUUGAGCUUGUAGUCUUCGCCAAAUCUCGUCGGACGUCAAUGUCGUCGGAAUCGUCAAAUCUCGCCGGGAAAAUCGUCGGAGUCGUCGAAUCUCGCUGGAAUCGUCGAAUCUCUCGCUGGGGUCGUCGAUCAAUUUGGGGAUUUUGAAAAUUCUGGUUGGAGAAGACAUAUGUUUAUGUUUGAUUAGAUAAGGUAUAAUGGUACUUUACCCACUAAAAUUUUAAUGGUAAAGUUGGUUAGUGUAAAAGUUGAAAAGUGGUAUUAGAAAAGAGGUAUUAGUGACAAUUCCCCAAUAAUAAAUAUCUAUAAGAAGAUUAUGCCCGCAUGUGCGGGCAAGACACCUAGUUUAUUUUUAUUAUACACGAAUUCACAUAUGUGGAGGAUAUAUA
This is a messenger RNA of Brassica napus (rape), 4043 nucleotides long. RefSeq lists its product as uncharacterized. NCBI's taxonomy places the organism in Eukaryota, Viridiplantae, Streptophyta, Magnoliopsida, Brassicales, Brassicaceae. Bases 1406 to 1825 code for a protein of 139 amino acids. The transcript has 3 exons. The record is from RefSeq and is a predicted model, not a curated record.